ACUCCCGGAAAUGACUCGGCCUGUACACCCCUCCCACUUUCUGCCACUACUGGCCCCCCCAUUGCUAUUUCCCUCCCUCCCCCCUGUCGUUUCCGGCUCCCGCCUUCUCUCCGCCGCGAUUCCUCUCUAAGCCUUUUGGGGGGGAGGGAGGGAGGGGAGGGGAGGGGGGCGUGGAGGAUCUGGGGUUCUCGGGAGCACGAGCCGCAGCACCACUUCCGGAAAGUUCUGGAGCCCUGGAAAGGAGAAGGCAAAAGACGGCAGGAGGAAGAGAGAGAGAGGGUAGAAUGGAAGAAUCUCACUUCAAUUCUAACCCGUACUUCUGGCCUUCUAUCCCCACAGUCUCCGGACAGAUCGAGAACACGAUGUUCAUCAAUAAGAUGAAAGAUCAGCUGUUGCCAGAGAAGGGCUGUGGUCUGGCUCCACCUCACUACCCCACCUUGCUGACAGUGCCUGCCUCAGUGUCCCUACCCUCAGGCAUCAGUAUGGAAACAGAAUCUAAGCCAGACCAGCUGACCCCACACAGCCAGGCGUCCGUUACCCAGAAUAUCACGGUGGUCCCUGUGCCGUCUACAGGACUAAUGACUGCUGGAGUCUCCUGUUCUCAGAGGUGGAGAAGAGAAGGGAGUCAAUCAAGGGGUCCAGGUUUGGUAAUCACGUCCCCCUCAGGCUCUCUUGUGACCACAGCCUCUUCAGCUCAGACCUUCCCUAUUUCGGCUCCCAUGAUUGUCUCAGCUCUUCCCCCUGGCUCACAAGCCCUGCAGGUGGUCCCUGACCUCACCAAGAAGGUAGCAUCAACCCUAACAGAGGAAGGAGGUGGAGGUGUUGGUGGAGGUGGCAAUGUGGCACCUAAGGCCCCCCGGGGCCAGAAGAAGAAGCGGAUGUUGGAAUCAGGGCUUCCUGAGAUGAGUGACCCUUAUGUCCUCUCCCCUGAGGAUGACGAUGACCAUCAGAAAGACAGCAAGACUUAUAGGUGCCGGAUGUGCUCACUGACAUUCUACUCAAAGUCGGAGAUGCAGAUCCACUCCAAGUCACACACCGAGACCAAGCCCCACAAGUGCCCACAUUGUUCCAAGACGUUCGCCAACAGCUCCUACCUGGCUCAGCACAUCCGUAUACACUCAGGGGCUAAGCCCUAUAGUUGUAACUUCUGUGAGAAGUCCUUCCGCCAGCUCUCCCACCUUCAGCAGCACACUCGGAUCCACUCCAAGAUGCACACGGAGACCAUCAAGCCCCACAAGUGCCCGCACUGCUCCAAGACCUUCGCCAACACCUCCUACUUGGCCCAGCACCUCCGUAUCCACUCGGGGGCUAAGCCCUACAACUGCUCCUACUGCCAGAAGGCCUUCCGCCAGCUCUCCCACCUCCAGCAGCACACACGAAUCCACACCGGUGAUAGACCAUACAAAUGUGCACACCCAGGCUGUGAAAAGGCCUUUACACAGCUCUCCAAUCUGCAGUCCCAUAGGCGGCAGCACAACAAAGAUAAACCCUUCAAGUGCCACAACUGUCAUCGGGCGUACACAGAUGCAGCCUCACUGGAGGUGCACCUCUCUACGCACACGGUGAAGCAUGCCAAGGUGUACACCUGCACUAUCUGUAGUCGGGCAUAUACAUCGGAAACAUACCUGAUGAAGCAUAUGCGUAAACACAACCCUCCUGAUCUCCAGCAACAAGUGCAAGCAGCCGCGGCAGCAGCAGCAGUGGCCCAGGCUCAGGCUCAGGCUCAAGCUCAAGCUCAAGCUCAGGCUCAGGCUCAAGCCCAGGCCCAGGCCCAGGCCUCUCAGGCAUCACAGCAGCAACAGCAGCAGCAGCAGCAGCAGCAGCAACCACAACAGCAGCCACCACAGCCACCACACUUCCAGUCCCCUGGGGCAGCCCCCCAAGGUGGUGGUGGUGGGGACAACAACCCCAACCCUCCACCUCAGUGUUCCUUUGACCUGACCCCCUAUAAGACAUCAGAGCAUCAUAAGGACAUCUGCCUCACUGUUACCACCAGCACCAUCCAGGUGGAGCACCUGGCCAGCUCUUAGAAACCUUUGCUGCCAUCCACUGGAAAGAGGGGAAAGAAGUUCUGGACCCCUCUUCCUUCAACUCCUUUUGGUGGGAAAAGCUCUUCUUCCUUAACAGGCCUUGGCUCCAUCUCCGUAGGCCUCAGGCACGGCCUUCUGUCACAGGAUGCCAUCCUUAUUCCUAACUCUUCACAAGGAACAUCAGCCUUCCUGAUUGGCAAAGGAAUACUGAGCUGGUAGUGCAAUCCAGCAACCUCCCCUCCUAAGCAUAGCUUUUGAAAAUUGAGGGUUGGUGCUCAAGGGAGGGAUUUGCUAUGACCUCAUAGAAACUUGUCCAUUAUAGACACUUACCCUCUCCUUAACCCUCCUCAUUCUCAAAACAUGGGCUGACAGAAGACUAGAGGCUGGCCUUCCCAGAAACCAGAGAAGGGAGCCCUAAAUACAACCAGCCUGUUCUGUUCUUGCCUGCAAAAGAACAGAAGUUUGUCAUAUGCCCCUGUCCCCAGGAGCCAUUUGUUCCCCUAAAUGGUCUCAUUUCACUUCCUACCUAAUGCUGGAGGAAGGAGCUUUGGGUGGGGAUCAGACCUCUCUAUAAGAGGGCAAGGGCUGACAUGUGGUCCCCAAGGGGCCAGAGAUUCCCAAGGUCAAGGGUGGCUAAGAAGUAUGGGUUAUGGUUUUUCUUAGAGCCAUUCUCCCCCUUCUCUGUCAGCCGAGGCCCUGUACCCACAGUCUCCCCAUCCCAAACCUCAAGGAACUGGGGGAGGUUUGUGUUCUAUGAAAUCCCAAAAUAAAAGGGGAGUCCUGCAGAGAAGGGAGAGUUCAGGGCAAAACACAAGGACUGGACUUAAACUCCCUAGGUGCCACGGUCAGUUGCCGGACACGGAUUUAUAUAUAAAUAUAUAUAUAUAAAUAUAUAUAUACACCCACUCAUCACAGCCAUCUUUGUUGUAACCAUUUCUGUGUUUAUAAAUGCAUUAUCUCUGAGAAUUUUCAUAUUUGAUGUUUAUUAUUUUUUGUCUUUGUUUUUCUUUUCCACUCUGUCCCUCUGGCCAUAGAAUUUUUAUUUCCUUUUGUCUUUUUUUUUUUUUUAAAUCAUGGCAGAUUUCAGAGAAAAGAAAAAAUUCAGAAAAAAUCAGGAAACCAGUUGUUAUAAAGCAAUUUACAAACAGAAAAAAAACCUUAUGUACAAAACAAGGGGUGUUUUUAGAACAUUGUAUAGAAAUAAAUUCGUGUAAAAGG
Molecule: messenger RNA, 3248 nt
Organism: Elephantulus edwardii (Cape elephant shrew)
Lineage: Eukaryota; Metazoa; Chordata; Mammalia; Macroscelidea; Macroscelididae
Gene: ZNF384
Product: zinc finger protein 384
Exons: 12
Coding region: 285-2030 (581 amino acids)
Biological process (GO): regulation of transcription by RNA polymerase II
Cellular component (GO): nucleus
Molecular function (GO): DNA-binding transcription factor activity, RNA polymerase II-specific; RNA polymerase II cis-regulatory region sequence-specific DNA binding
Source: RefSeq, a predicted model, not a curated record